AUGAGUUUAAACCAAAGACAAUGGCUAGCGAGGGGAAAUAUCCCAUUGAUUGAUAGAUAUAGUGCGAUAGGAAAAAUUGUACGAAUUACUGCAUAUGUUUUUAAAGCGAUACCGAUAUUGUUUAAUGCCUUGAAGAAGGGCGCGAAAAAACUCGAAAUCAAAACGGGCGAAAUACUUGGAUCACUCACACCCAAGCUAUUAACUGAAGCGACGAACUAUUGGAUAAAGUACACACAACUCAAGUACUUUAGUCCAGAAUUGGAAGCCUUAAAGCGAAAAGAUGUUAUUAAAUCAUCAAGCAAUUUGUUGCGAAUAAAUCCAUUUCUAGAUGCGGAAGGGAUUAUGCGAGUGAAAGGGCGAUUAACGAACUUGAAUGUCACAUAUGAUGAAAGACAUCCAAUUAUUCUACGAGCGAAAUCAAGUUUCACAAAGCGAUUGUUAGAGGAAGCUCACAAAGAGAUGCUUCACGGUAACAUACAAUUAAUGUUACAUUAUGUUCGAACGAAAUAUUGGGUAAUUGGAGCGCGAAAAGCAGCAGCUAAUGUAGCCAAAAGCUGUGUAAAAUGUCGAAGAUAUGCGAAUGCAGAGCGAACUCAGUUGAUGAGUGAUUUACCUGAAGUGCGAUUGUCAAAUUCGAGACCAUUCGCCAACUGUGGGGUCGACUUCUUCGGGUCAAUUCAAGUAAAGCGAUAUGAAGGACGAUGCAAAUCGAUUGACACAGGCUAUGGAGCUGUGUUUGUGUGUUUAUCAACGAAAAUGGUUCAUAUUGAAUGUGUUUCAAAUCUUACAACUGAACGAUUCUUAUGGGCACUAGCGAGAUUAGCAUCGAUUUAUCAAAAGCCAAAGGAAAUGAGAAGCGAUAAUGGGAAAACAUUUAUCGGAGCAAAAAAUGAAUUGUGCGAUGUGUUGAAAACUUGGAAAUCAAACUUGUGCGAUCAAAUUCUCACUUUCGAGAGAUAUCAAACGUUGUUUGCCAAAAUCACAAAGGUCUUGAACAGCCGUCCACUUGUACCAUUGUCAGAUGAACCGAGCGAUCUGAAUUAUUUAACACCAGCUCACGCUGUGACUGGAGAAAGAACAGUUCAACCAUUAUCGAUGGACUUGAGCGAGAUUCCGAUGAAUCGUGUCAAACAACAAAGAAUUCUCGACAAAAUCCAACAAGAUUUUUGGAAUGUUUGGCGAAAAGAAUACGUCAGCACUUUGCAAACGCGAUAUAAAUGGAAUAAAGUCGAAUCAAAUCUCAAAGUGGGCGAUUUGGUAAUUCUCAAGGUCGACAAUUCACCACCUGGAGUGUGGCCACUAGCGCGAGUAAUUGAAACAUAUCCUGGAUCUGAUGAUUUAGUGCGAACAGUGAAGAUAAAAACCACAUCGAGCGAAUUGGUACGACCAAUCACCAAAUUGGUGCGAUUACAUCCAGAAGAAGCGAAUGAUGCGAACACAGUGAAUGAGGCGAAAAUACAGUCUACAACCGAAUGA
Molecule: messenger RNA, 1476 nt
Organism: Sitodiplosis mosellana (orange wheat blossom midge)
Lineage: Eukaryota; Metazoa; Arthropoda; Insecta; Diptera; Cecidomyiidae
Exons: 1
Coding region: 1-1476 (491 amino acids)
Molecular function (GO): nucleic acid binding
Source: RefSeq, a predicted model, not a curated record